Vollenhovia emeryi is the source of this 353-nucleotide messenger RNA. RefSeq lists its product as uncharacterized. NCBI's taxonomy places the organism in Eukaryota, Metazoa, Arthropoda, Insecta, Hymenoptera, Formicidae. The record is from RefSeq and is a predicted model, not a curated record. The coding region runs from base 24 to 335 and encodes 103 amino acids. The transcript is spliced from 2 exons.
UCCCGUGCAAAAAGCGAUGGACGAUGACGACAUGUGACACGUUCGAUUAUUAUCUUAUGCAAAAUUGGAUUGAUACGGUGCAAUUUACCUCUUUUACACCUGGAAUCAUAUCGCAUGAUUGGAAAAAUGGCAAAUUUUCGUGUGACUCAUCACGCGCGAACGACGAAUCCUUAAUUAAACCGCUUAGGAGACCGUUAACGAUGAUCCUCCGAAACGUUGAAUCGCGCGACGUCUUCGGGAUUACUAAGCAAUUGUGUACCCAUAAUGACAAGCGGAAACGCUUGUUGCAAGGAAAACGUGCACGGAACACCUGUGGUUUGUUGCCACAAUUAUAAUGCUUACUUUGUACGACU